AUGUUUACGGUUUUGGUGGUGGCCGUCUUUGUGCCAAUCCGUUUCUCCGGCUCAACAGGCAGCCAUGGAUCACUCAGCACGGUGGAAAAGACAGUAUAUGUUACAGUGUUGACAACUCUGGGAACUAUGUGCAGAGCUUUUACAUUAUCCCGACUGCGACAGUUAUGGUUAAGGAUUUUCGAUUUAGAGCUCAAUCGCGGCUCGUCUCUUCUCCAAAUUGACCCACGGUGGCGGACCGCUCUUGAUAUUGGAACCGUACAGGAGUGCCUGGGACAAUGGCGGGUCUCUGCUUCAUUUACCAUCUCGAUCCUUACCGUCACUGCAUUUGUCACUGGUCUGAGUUACAACCAAAUCGAGGAAACAACAACUUUCUCAUACUAUCUACCAGAAGAUUCUACAUCAGGAUGUAUGGGUGUGGACGCUUCAUCAUUGAAUGGAAUGUAUUCGGACAUGUUAUGGCAACUUCCAAACGGUUCGGAAUACAAAGUUUUCCCAUACCUGGACUUCUGUCCUACCUCUCAAACAAUGCUGCUGAUCGGCGGUAUAAACACAAAAGACCCACAGAAUUAUGGCUAUGGAGACCUUGGGGUCGCGGUUCAGUCUGGGGCUCAAGGCGCCCCUGGCUCAUUCUAUGCACCAUCGUUUCCCAAUCCAGUUUCCGCUCUACCAAUUGGACUCAACGACCUCAUAAUGCAACACGGAACCGCUUUGGUUAGUGUUCAUGGAUGUUCACCCACACUUUUACACAAUCCUUUCUCAUGUCGAACAAUAGGCGUAGAAUUCGACCCUAGCACUUCGUUGAUUAAGACUGGAGACCGGAAUUGCUCAGCCAGCGGAACAAUGAAUGGUAAUGAGAAAGGUGAUUAUAGCGGCUAUGCUUAUGAGAUCUGCCCCACUGGAGAAAUUGGCGAGGCAACAUUAGUGAUAGCUCACAUUGGUGUUGAAGCCCUUUACGCCGCAGAAGCAAUAGGCGACCUUGAAAAGAUAAAGGAAUGGAGAAAACCAGGUGAUCCUGAGGGAUAUGAUGACAUCUACUGGCUUUACGGCAUUCGAUGUGACAUUCGCGUGUCAAUUCAACUUCGAGAACUCACCCUAACGAUGGCGGAUGGUGCAAGCAGCACAGGUGCCUUCACACGCCACAGCAGCUAUGGGGGCCUUUCAUCUACUAUAUGCUGGUUGGAUGAACAACCUACGGAUGGUGGUCCUAAGUUCGAAUUCAACAGAGAACUAUAUUCGCAGUAA
This is a messenger RNA of Bipolaris zeicola 26-R-13, 1242 nucleotides long. RefSeq lists its product as uncharacterized. The transcript is spliced from 2 exons. The record is from RefSeq and is a predicted model, not a curated record. The coding region runs from base 1 to 1242 and encodes 413 amino acids. Lineage: Eukaryota; Fungi; Ascomycota; Dothideomycetes; Pleosporales; Pleosporaceae.